Molecule: messenger RNA, 2443 nt
Organism: Nicotiana attenuata
Lineage: Eukaryota; Viridiplantae; Streptophyta; Magnoliopsida; Solanales; Solanaceae
Product: DNA-dependent metalloprotease WSS1
Exons: 4
Coding region: 187-1410 (407 amino acids)
Source: RefSeq, a predicted model, not a curated record
CGGAGCAAACAUUCGAUUUCCGAAUCCUCGGCGUCUCAUCGUUUCCUCGUUCCACUAUGUGUAUCCAUAAAAUUAAGAUAUCAAUCCCAAGCAGAGACUACUUCUUUAAUUGUUUUGAUUCCGGCCCGAUCAUAAAAGAUAUCGCUUUUAGCAUCAGAUUCUAGGGUUUGCUUUAGGGGAAAAAACAUGAAUUUGGGGGAUCUAAACAAGGUGUGGGAAAUCAAAGCUCUGAAGCGAAAGCCCAAACAUGAAGAGGCCACCAAGAUUCUUGAGAGAAUUGCUAAACAGGUUCAGCCCAUUAUGCGUAAGCAUAAUUGGAGAGUCAAACUUCUAUCUGAAUUCUGCCCUAAAAGACCAGCGCUAUUGGGGUUAAAUGUAGGAGCGGGUAUACAUGUAAAGCUAAGGCUUCGAAGGCCCAACAAUGAUGAGCAAUUUUACCCAUACAAUGAAGUUCUGGAUACUAUGCUUCACGAGCUUUGCCAUAAUACUCAUGGUCCGCACAAUGCCAGUUUCUACAGGCUCUGGGAUGAAAUUAGAAAGGAAUGUGAAGAUUUAAUGACUAAAGGGAUAAGUGGCACAGGAGAAGGGUUUGAUCUCCCUGGAAUACGAUUAGGGGGCCUUUUCCCACAGCCAUCUAUAUCAUCUCUCCGCCAAACUGCAGCUGCUGCUGCUGAAAAUAGAGCACGUCUUAAGUCAUUGCUACCAUCUGGGCCUAGACGUCUAGGUGGUGACCGUUCUAUCAAGUCUGCACUUACUCCAAUUCAAGCUGCAGCAAUGGCUGCAGAAAGGAGAUUACAGGAUAAUAUUUGGUGUGGCUCUGAAUCAUGUGACUUAUCUGACAUAGAUGAAAAUUCUGAUUCAUUGCCUGAGCCUUUGCCACCACAGCAUACUUCUGAUAGACCCGAGACUCCUAAUGGGUUUGAUGCACUGCCUUCCAAGGUAACAUCUCGUAAAAGAAGUCGAGAAUCGAAUUCUAUAUCAUCCUCAAGGUCCUUGCAAGGCACUAAGCCCCUGCCUAACCACGACAAAGAAAUUGCUCGCAAAGUUGGUCGGGCAGAAGGGACUUCUCAUACCGUGCCAUCAAGGGGUUAUCCAGAGUCCUUUGUUGAUUUAAGUGGAAAUGCUUCAAGUUCUACAUCCAUGCAUGGCCAUGAUGACUUACACGGUCCCGAGGAACCAAUGAUGUGGGAGUGUUUAAUGUGCACGUUCUUGAACCCACCAUUGGCUCCUGUAUGUAAGCUUUGUCAAAACCAAAAGCCCAAAGAUGUGGAUGACAGAAAUAGUAUGUGGUCAUGCAAGCUCUGUACGCUGGAUAACAGUCUGAAGUCGGAUCACUGCACAGCCUGUGGAGAGUGGAGAUAUUCUCAUGGCCCUCCUAUUGCAACACCAGCACCCAAUCUUGGCACCUGAGGGGAACAUAUAUUGCGUGCUACGCACAUUUUUUGUGGAAAUUGUCACUCCUGUUUGUGAUGUCGCCAACAGUUGGCCAAAUACUCGAGAGCUCAACUAAUUUGAUAAAUUGGAAAAGCUUUCGUCUUUGCUAAUUAUGCUAAGGUGGUACUUCUACUUUGUGAAUCUCCAACAUAAACUUUUUAGAGAAAAACCACUUUCCAAACACUUGAAAAAAAGGUCAAAGAUAAGGCACAAGCAUUAAAACUAUGUUUAAGAGCCAUAUCUCAAUUUUCUUCAUGUCAAUUUCUUUUUAUCAAGAAUUAUUCUAUUUGCAUUAGGAAAGAAAGAACCAAAGUAUCAGCAAUAUUUUUGUUCUUUCUGGUAGAAUUCACCUCUUCCCCGCAGCAGAUUUGCAAUAUGUUUCUUGAGCACUGGAAAGACUAUAUAUUCCUUCUGCAGAUAAAGAACACUGCCAUUUAGCAUACUCUGUGGUGGAGAAAUGGAUGUGCUGAUUUCAUCUCAAAUUUGGAAGUGGAAAUUAUCGACGUGCCUGCUAAAGAAAUGGCUGAUUUGAACAGAUCAUAUGGGGUCAAUGGGCGAUUAAGAAGGCCCAUGGCCUAGGUUGGUGACUUUCAUUGCACUUUGAAAGGGUGGCCGCCUAAGGUCAGUCCAAGUGGUUGUGCCUACGUCGUAGUUAUUGCUGACCGGGCCUGCAUUUGUGUGGCCCCACCAAAAAAGAAAAAAGAAGAUAUUUUCCCCAUGGGUGUUGUGUUCCUGUUGUGGAAUACUCUCAACCUCUGAAUUUUGCCUCCACGUUAUAUUCUUGUUGCCUCCUCUCUCCCCUCUGUUAUCUGUGGUUGUGUUUUCUUGAUGUUGUAGAGAAACUUGCCUCUUGGGCCCAUCUACAAUUGUAUAAGGGUUUUCUCUUGUAUCCGUGGCAAAUAGUUCACAUUCACUAUCAAGCUCUCAAACUUUUGAAUGAUGCUUCGAAAAGAAGAGUGACAUGAUAUUCCAUUUAAAAUUGGAGAUGCCAAAAGCUGUGAUUGUGUUA